AUGGCGGCCACUCCCGACGAGGACAUCUAUCCGCACGAGCUCGAGGUUCCGCCCUUGCACGCGCUGGUCCCGUGCGAUCGGAUGGGCCAGCAGCGAUGGCGCGACCGAGUCGGAGGAUCGGGCCGCCUGGUGGCCCGCCCGACGUACGGCGACCACUGGCUUCCUCCGCCCCUCGUGUUCACGGAGCUUCUCGAGUCCUGCGGCGCGGCGGCGCCGGAGGCGGAGGAGGCGUCAGCGCUGGCGCCGAGGCCCGAGGACCUGACGGCGCUGGGUGGGACAGCGACUCCUUCUGAGGGCCUCGAGCGAGGCUCGGGGAGGCUGCCCGCAGUUGGCAACCAACGCUGGCUCGUCAUGGCUAGCGAGGACGACAGCGACGUGAAUGUGCUCGCCGACUUCGAGAGCUGCGAGUGGUACGCUAUGAGCGGAGGACUGGCCCUCGCCAAGGCGGGGGGGAAGUGUUACUUUGUGAAGGCGGUGACGGAGAAGGAGGCCGAGAGCUCGAUGGACGCCCGCGUGAUGCCGAUCCUGUACGGGCUCGACGGCGAGAGGAGGCGGGUGUUCAAGGACGCGGUGCGCGGCAUGACAGAGACGGCAUGGCCGGGAUGGCCAGUCAAGGGGCCGCGCACCGCGCUGUGGUGCGUCCGCUUCCUCGCGGAGCAGGACUCGCACAGGCGCGCCCGCCACUCCAAGUGGCGCGCGGAGUGCGGCCUCGGGCCUGGCGACGUCGGCGUGUCGGACCACGAGCUGGCGAUGCGGGCGCUGGAGCUUGGCGCGGGCUUCGACCAGCUCAACCUGACCGAGCUGUUGCUGGUGGAGCUCCUGGUGCGCCGCGCCCAGCUCGCGGAGUGGCGCCGCCGGGAGCGGCUGCUGAAGGGCAGCGGCGACGAGUACCUGGAGGAUGAGUACCUGUACAUGGGGACCUCGGAGACGAGGGGCUUGCUGAUGGUGUGCCCGACGCUCGUGGGGCACAUCCAGGCGGAACUUCACAAGGAGGCAACGCUCAUGAAGGAGAAGCGGAAGCUUCGCGAGGAGAGGAUGCUGUCGCGCGGCCACGGCUCGGGCAGCGGCGGCAACAAGGUGCUGCAGGACAAGGUGGCGGCGCAGGCGGCGGAGAUCAGCAAACUCCAGGCGAAGCUGAAAGGCUGUGCACGCUACCAGUUCAUUGUACGGACAUUGAGCUCCACGUCAGGAGGGCCGCCUGACGGACCUCGACUUCGACCUUUCUCCGAUCCGAAAUUAGUGCAUUGCAAGAAGACGUACGCUCGCUUCAUUGGGGAGCUGCUCGUCAGGGGCCUGAUCGACCUCGGCGAGCGGACCGAAGCUACGGUGGGCAUCUUCUUUGUUUUCAAGAGCGACAAGCGGUCCCUCCGCAUGAUUGCGGACACGCGGGUGGCGAACGUGCGGUUUCGACCUCCCGCGCACUCGGAGCUCCCGACUGCGGGGGCUUGGAGCAGCUUGGCCGCGCCGGAGGGGAAGUCCCUCCACUUGGCCCAGAUGGACGUGGACAACGCGUUCUACAGGGUCGCCACGCCGCCCGGGCUUCGCGACCACUUCGUGCUUCCCGCGGUCGACCUCGACGUGCUGCGGGCCGAGCGGCCCGACUUGUCCGCCCAGCUGCCGGCUUGGCGGAAGGCGUCGCCGCGGCUGGCCGUCUUAGCCAUGGGCUGGAACUGGAGUUUCUUUUUCUGCCGGCAGAUGGUGGAGACGCAGGUCCUCCGCAGCGGGCUGGCGUGGGAGCGGCUGGCUCGCGACCGGCAUCCCGCCCCUUCGCUCGAGGAGGGGCCCGCCGCGGCAGUCUACGUCGACGGGGCCGCCGUCGUCGGCCUCGACUGCGCGGAGACCAUGGAGACGGCGCAGCGGGCGCGGGAUUCGCUGGAGGCGAGGGGCCGCGUCGGGCUCAGCCGCCGGCGCAUGUGGCGCAUCCGCCUGAGCUUGCUGCGCGUCGCUGACCGCGGGUCGGCCACUGGCGACGGGGUGCGGGUGCUUCUCGGCCACUUCACGUGGGGCGCGCUGGUGCGGCGCGAGCUGCUGUCGAUCUUCUCAGCGACCUACCGCUUCGCGUCCUGGGAUGGCGGGCGGCGGCGCCGCUUGUGGAGCGCCGCGGAGGCCGAGCUCCGCAUCGCCGCCGCGCUCGUGGUGUUCAGCUACGUGGACUGCCGCCGCCAGCCCGACCCCGUGGCGCUGGCGACCGACGCCUGCGGGGCGACGGACGCCGACGCGGGAGGGUUCGGCGUGGUGAGCCGCGCUUGGGACCCACAUGACGUCGGCCGGGCGUGCUCGCAGGCAGAGCGGUGGCGCUACCGCGUGUCAGAGGCGGUGGCAGCUCGGGCGCGCGCCCUCGGGCUUUCGGAGCGCCUGCGCGCUGCCGAUUGCCUGCCGCUGCCCGUGGGGGCCGAAAAAAAUCCGAGUGCAUGCAGCCAGGGGUCUUGCGGUUUGGCCAAGUCUACACCUCUUGCGAGGACCCGGCGCCCCGUCUCGGACUUCGAGCGGACGUUCGGGGACAUGUGCUCUGGGACCGUCUCGUUCGAGCAGAUCACCUCGGAACACGUCGGACCCCUCGAGUCGUGGCAGCUUCGGGUCAAGGGCAGGUUCAGCAUAGCCGAGAGCAUCAUCCGCCUUGAAGGGCAUGGGGUCGUGAUCGGCAUUCGUCAUCAUCUUCGGGUGGCCUCUCGUCGUGGGCGCAAGCUGCUCGUGCUGUGCGACAACUUGGGCCUCGUGCUGGCCCUGGGGAAGGGCCGGGCGGCCGCUCCCCGCGUGAACAAGGCAUGCCGCAAGGCUGCCGCGCUAAGCAUCUUCGGGGACACGUCGGUUACCGUUCGGUGGAUCCCCUCGGAGCUCAACCCAGCGGAUCGGCCCUCUCGCAUGGCUGGCGCCUUGGCUCGAGAUCCGCGGGCGGACCCUCGCAGCGCUUGCUUCGACCCCGCAGCGGCGCCACAGGGCGAUGCGCAGACUGCGCUGGCCGCGGCGGUGGACGAGGCGCUCCUGUGCGGCGAGCUCGACGGGCUGGGGCGGCCGCGGGUGGGCGUGGCAGCGGCGGGCCGGCGCUUGAUGCGGGUGCCCUUGCCAGCGCUGGGCGAGCAGCAGACGGCGCCGCAGGCAAGGGUGGCCGAGCGGAUCAGCCGCCGGGCGACCCGCCGCCGCUCUGCGGCGGCGCUCGCGGCGCCCCCCAGGCUGCCCGGCAGCAGCCGCUCGCUGAGCUUCUUGGGGAGCAGGCGCGUGACGGACAAGAGCCGCGACGCGCUGGGCCGCGAGGUGGGGGCGUUCAGGGCGUGGUGCCUGGAGCAGCGCAAGGGCGUGAGCUCGAGGGCGGCGCUCAACGAGACGCUCGUGGAGUACCUGGACUGCCUCUACUUCGACGGCUACAACCACGAGAGGGGCGACGCGCUGUUGUCGGGCCUGGCGUUGGAGGAGCCGAGGUUCAGGCGCGGCGGCGAGGAGGACCUGGCGCGGGCACGCGCUGCCCUCCAGGGCUUCCGCCGCCUGGCGCCUGGGCAGGCCAGGAUGCCGCUGCCGCGGCCCGAGUUUGCUGCGCUGCUGGGAGCCGGAGUCGUCGCGCUGGGUGUGGACUUCGGGAUCAGCCUGGCGAUCGCGUGGGAUGGAGGGCUGCGGCUGCCGAGCGACAUCAUGAGCCGGCAGGGCCGGUCGCUCAUCCCGCCCCCGCCAGGCUCCGGAGUUCAGAACUGGGGCCUGCUGUUGCACCCCGCCGAGGCCGACGGCCGGAGCAAGGCGGGGCACAAGGACGAGGGGCUGCUGCUCGACGGGGUCUUCGCGAGGGGCAUCGAGUCCCAGCUCUGGCGGCUGAAGAGGGCGGCAGGGGACGCCGGCAGCUUGCGGGCGUUCACGGCCGCGGAGUUCAGGGCGGGCUUCAAGCGAGCGGCCGCCAUGAUCGGCCGGCCGGCCCUGCGCCCGUGCCAGGUGAGGCGCGGGGCAGCGAGCGACGACGCGCUGUGCCAGAGGCGGUCGUUGGCCGAGAUCCAGGAGCGCUUGCGGCACGCGCGCCCCGAGAGCACGCUGAGGUACAAGAAACACACUCGGUACCUCGCGGAGCUCGGGAAGGUGCCCCCGCGCGUGAGAGCGUGCGGGGAGGCGGUGGAGGCGCAAGCCGCAGCGCUCCUGAGCGGCCGCGUGGCGCUGCUGCCGCCGUGCGACUUAGCCGCAACGGGGCGCUGCGCUGGGCGCCUGCUGCGGCUGGGCGACGCGCUUGUGCGGAGCAGGCCGCUGACAGCAGCCGCAAUCCGAGCAAGACUGAGCGAAGCGCUGCGCCAGGAGCUGGGCGACCGAGCCUCGUGUUAUCUUGAUCUUUUUUCAGGCGCAGGCGGCGUUGCCCGCGCCAUCAGGCGUUUGCACGGUGUAUGCCUUGAGAUGGAUCUCAAGCACUCAGACUUUUUCGAUCUGUCUUCGAAGGUGGUCGGACAGACCAUCGUGGGAUGGAUCGCCAGCCGCCAUGUGCUCGCUGUCGCUGCCGCUUUCCCUUGCUCAACCUGGUCGCAGGUGGCGCGGCGAAGGGUCCAGGAUGGGGACAACCAAGUCGAGCCCCCAGCCGAAGGCGAGGCGGCGCCCCCAGCCGAAGGCGAGGAUCCACCCCCAGCCGAAGGCGAGGCGCCGCCCCCAGCCGAAGGCGAGCAGCCGCCCCCAGCUGAAGGCGAUCGGCCGCCGCUGGAGCUGGCCUCCCUGUUCGGGUCCCACAUGGUGCUGCCGGCGGGGGUGGAGGUGAAGCUCUUCGGCUGGGCGCAGCCGGACAGCGGCUCCGUGCGGGUGCAGUUCGUCGGCGGCGAGGAGUUCUGGACCGAGGUCGAGUACGACACCUGGAAAUGGGAGGUGAUCCUCUCGCCCAGGGACAUCUCGAUGGACCCAGUGGAGAUCAUCGUGAGCACGGACCUGGACUCGAUCAGCCUUACCGACGUGGUCUUCGGCGAGCUCUACAUGUGCGUGGGCGCCAGCAACGUGGACUUCAGGCUCGACUGGUCCACGACGGCCGCGGAGGCCCUGCAGGAGACCGAGACGUACGGAGACCGCGUUCGGAUCCUCAAGGUCAAGAAGCAG
This is a messenger RNA of Prorocentrum cordatum, 5043 nucleotides long. NCBI's taxonomy places the organism in Eukaryota, Dinophyceae, Prorocentrales, Prorocentraceae. The record is from the annotation of a GenBank genome assembly.